AUGUACCACAAUCGUAUCCAUAGCCAGCCUAAGCAUACAUCAAGCUUAAACACUACGCCUGAGGAGCGGUCAGCAACAAGGCUGCUCCAUCCUCCCGCGGGGAGCGAGCGCGGUGCCGCUGCCCCGGCAGAGCCGCCUCACCCCUGCGCGCUCCGGGGAUGCGGCUUUUCCCGUGAGCGGCCCCGGCGCUCCCGCAGCGCCAGCGCGGAGCCAGAGCCCAGCGCGGCGCCGGGGCGGCCCCCGGCAGCGCCCCGCCUUUGCCCGCCGAGAGCCGCGCCCCGCGGAGAGCCGCGCACUGGGGCGCCGCCGCCCCGCUCCGCUCCGCGCCGCCAGCGGGCACGGGGAGCAGCACGGGGAGCAGCACGGGGAGCAGCACGGGGAGCAGCACGGGGAGCAGCACGGGGAGCAGCGGCCGCCCGCGGCGGUGGCAGCGCGGCCGGGCAGGGCGGGCAGAGCGCCGCUCCGCGCCGACCCAGCGCAGACCCACCGCGCCCGGCGCGCCGCAACCGCGGGCGAACGAGACCCCCUAUGGGCGAGCAGGGAGCCGGUGCCUCAACCCCGAGCGCGGCUCCGCACAAGGCAUCGCUGCUGGGCGACAGCGCCAGCUCCGGCUCCGGCUCCAGCUCCCCGCGCCCGCUCCGCCAGCCCCGCACGGUGCCCGCACGGUACCCGCACGCAUCGCCCCGCAGCCAGGCAGCCGCCCGCCGGUACCCUCCGCACAGCGCGCACGGAGCCGCACGUACUCACCCCGUGUCAUCCACAAAAAACGCUCCGGGAGCGCCCGGCGGCUCCCGCUCCGGCGGGGCACGGCACCCCCGGGCGCGCCCCUCGCCGCCCCCCGCGGAAAGCGAAGUUCGGGCGCCCGCGGCGCCGCUCCCGCCUCCCCGGCAAACUUACCGAGCGCGGCCACCGGCUGAACUUUCAGCAGCGCCCCGGCGCAGCCCCGCCGACGGCUUCGCCCAUCACCUUUAG
Messenger RNA from Myiozetetes cayanensis, 972 nucleotides. RefSeq lists its product as uncharacterized. The record is from RefSeq and is a predicted model, not a curated record. The transcript is spliced from 2 exons. The coding region runs from base 1 to 972 and encodes 323 amino acids. NCBI's taxonomy places the organism in Eukaryota, Metazoa, Chordata, Aves, Passeriformes, Tyrannidae.